AUGUCGGACGCGGAACACGAAUGGAAGCCCAAGGCUCGGCCUCAGUCCACUAUGGCGCAGGCCUUUUCGACAGCACUCGACAGCGCCUUCUCGUUGGACAGCGACGUCAAUAACCUGUCCCUUAGCAUUGAUCAGAAGAAGCAACAGAUGAUGAUCCAAAGCCGCGAGCUCCAAGCUCUGCAGGAGCGCAUCCGCGAGGCCGAAGAGCGUCUGAAACGCCAGUCGGUUUACGGCGGCUCUUCGGCACAGUGCAACCGUGGAGGAGAGGCCCAGACAGCCGCUCCCUCAGGAGACGCUACCAUCACUGAGCAGCCUCAGGAGCAGGAGCAGGAGCAGGAGCAGGAGCAGGAGCAGGAGCAGGAGCAGGAGCAGGAGCAGGAGCAGGAGCAGGAGCAGGAGCAGGAGGCAAACGAGUCUUGA
Penicillium cinerascens is the source of this 420-nucleotide messenger RNA. RefSeq lists its product as uncharacterized. Bases 1 to 420 code for a protein of 139 amino acids. Lineage: Eukaryota; Fungi; Ascomycota; Eurotiomycetes; Eurotiales; Aspergillaceae. The record is from RefSeq and is a predicted model, not a curated record. The transcript has 4 exons.